Messenger RNA from Acaulospora colombiana, 972 nucleotides. NCBI's taxonomy places the organism in Eukaryota, Fungi, Glomeromycota, Glomeromycetes, Diversisporales, Acaulosporaceae. The record is from the annotation of a GenBank genome assembly.
AUGAAUAACUCAUCACACGGAAGAUUUCAAGUACUUGAAAGUGAAAAUCCAGAAAAGAUUAUCGAUUGGAGUAGCGCUGAAGUCGAUAUAGUAUUGGAGAAGAUAUCAAGCUUCUAUGAUAAAUUCAAUCCAAUAUCCAUUUAUCCACUUUCUUACGGAUUUCCUUUAAAUGCUAGUCCUUUAAGUGGUGUUGGCGAUUUGGUCGGAGAAAUUAAGAGAAACUUAAGAAAACAUUAUCCAUUGCCUGUAUUGAAUGUUACUUGGGCUAAUGAUGAUUACCUACAAAGAAUCGAAAGUGACUUCUCAAAUGGCAUAUUUUUUUCGGAUGUCGACGAUAAAAUAGAAAUACUUCGAGACCUUGCCAUAGAUGAACUUGCGCACGAUCUCGGCUAUAGUUCAUGUGCUUUGGCAUCAAAAAAUAAUCGACCUUUCGAAGUAUCUUUGUCCUCAUAUUUUCUCCCGACCUCAAAAUCGACACCUGAAGCAGCAAAUCUUGAAUCUAUUGGAAUAAAAUGCGCACAUUCAAAAACGAUUUACAAGAAUAAGGUUAUCUUAGAAAAACUUCUAUCAUUCAAGCUUACAUCAUUCGCACAAUCAUUGCUGGACGACUGGGUAAUAGGUCAAGAUCCCGUUGAAUGGAAGUAUCAUUAUAAUAUUGAUGAAUUCGAUAUCGAGAAUCAGAAUCAGGAUGAAGAUGAUGAACAUCAGUCAUCUGCACUGACCGUUAUCAGAGAUUCAGUUUUAUCAGAAAAUGGUUCAUUUAAUGAAGACGAAGGUUUUGACGAUGCAGGAAGUCCGAUUCAUUCGCCGUCUUCCUCGCUUGAUAGCUCAGUGAGUCCCGUGAUAACUUCUAGGCACACAGAUGUAUUAGAAUCUGGAGAGUCUGUGAGUUCCUCCAAGAAUGCAAGAAUUAAUGAAGAUGACGUUACGGAACAUAAACCAAGGAAGAGGUCAAGAAUGUCUGGAUUUUAA